GCAACGUAUCAAUAGUAUUAGUCCUGAUACUUCAACUAAUUAGAACAUAUUUAGCAUUACAAUUAGGGAAAGAGUGGAAAAGUAUUACACAAAAAAAAUGUAUACAGCUCUAAAGAAAUUCACUUGAAGGAUCUCUCAAAGACAUCACUUUAGUAUUUACUAUUUAGGUGCAGUAAAUUCUAUGGAUACCAUGGCAUGUAAUAAAGGGCAACAUGUGAGAAAAGCGAAGAAGAAGCAGGUGAAAGACGAAUUGGAUCGUCUGAAACAGGCUGAGAAGAAGAAGAGGCGCUUGGAAAAAGCACUUGCUACUUCUGCAGCCAUUAUUUCUGAACUGGAGAAAAAGAAACAGAAAAAGAAAGAAGAGCAACAGAGACUCGAUGAAGAGGGUGCUGCCAUUGCUGAGGCUGUUGCUCUGCAUGUUUUACUCGACGAAGAUUCGGACGAUUCCUGUAAGGUUGUGAUAGAUAAUGGUGAGUGCAAGACCUGGAACUGCAACCGAAAUCUCGGCAUCUCUGUGGGUGGAGAAAGUGGUUGCUUCCCUCAUCUAGACGGUGGCAGAUGGUCUUUUGAAAGAGUGGGUUGGGUCUCUGAUGCAUACAGAUAUGGUUGCAAGUGGGGUGGUGGUGAAAAUGGAGAAUGGUCAUUCUCAUCAGACCCUUUUGAGAAAAACGUGAACGAACCACUAUAUGAAGGUGCAGGAUGGGGACCUGCAGGUUUCUCUGCUGAUCUCAUAGCAGCACAAGCAGUUUCAGCUCUGCAGAUUGCUGAGGAAGCAGAUGAAGAUAGGAUUCUGUUUUAAGUUUUAAGGGCAUGCAUGCUGAGGUGAUAGAAAUUAAGAAUCAUAGAAACUAAGAAUAACUGUUUGUGGUGGUGACUGGAUGAAGUCUUUUGCUGCUUUGAUUGAAGAUAUAUAUAUGCGUGUAUAUAUACAUAUGAUGUUAUAACUAUGAGUCUUGUCCAUGUCAAACACUUUCUGCUUCAGUUGGGAUUGAAAUGUUGCAGCAGUGUGUCCAAUGUUUUAUUAUUGAUUAUCUUUUAACUUUAUGUUAAUGUGAGGCUUCUAAUUUCCUGUUUGGAGUGACUUUUUGAACUGAUUUCGAAAAAUACAAGAACACCAGUGGACCCUCAUCAUUUUGAUACUA
Molecule: messenger RNA, 1142 nt
Organism: Vigna radiata var. radiata (mung bean)
Lineage: Eukaryota; Viridiplantae; Streptophyta; Magnoliopsida; Fabales; Fabaceae
Exons: 1
Coding region: 182-799 (205 amino acids)
Source: RefSeq, a predicted model, not a curated record